Molecule: messenger RNA, 1173 nt
Organism: Lachnellula hyalina
Lineage: Eukaryota; Fungi; Ascomycota; Leotiomycetes; Helotiales; Lachnaceae
Gene: ISN1
Product: IMP-specific 5'-nucleotidase
Exons: 7
Coding region: 1-1173 (390 amino acids)
Biological process (GO): nicotinamide riboside biosynthetic process; nucleotide metabolic process; inosine salvage
Molecular function (GO): magnesium ion binding
Source: RefSeq, a predicted model, not a curated record
AUGACUACUCGCUACCGCGUCGAAUACGCACUGAAAACCCAUCGACGGGAUCAGUUUAUAGAAUGGGUCAAAGGCCUCCUCGCCGUCCCAUUCGUCCUCCACUCUCAGCCUACAGGCGUUUUUGAGACACGGACCAAUAGCGUCAAGAUGAUGGCCGCUGAAGCACAUAGACGAUACUGGGAAAUCAUGAGGGAUGUAGAAGUGAUGAUUGACGAUCAUAUCGCCCACCAAGAAGUUAACCUGCACGGACAAUCAAAGCUUAAGCUACUAGUCCCGAGUAUAGGAACCUUCUUUACGAGAUUGCCAUUGGCCGAUGCCUUUAUCUAUCAGGACAAGAAGCGGUUCAUCUCGUCGAGGCGUUUUGUUCCGCCUAGUUUUAAUGAUGUGAGGUUGAUUCUCAACACCGCGCAGUUGAUGGGUGUUACGGCUGCGGGGCCGGUGGAUUUGGCUACAUUUGAUGGUGAUGUUACUUUAUACGAUGAUGGCCAGAGCCUGGAAUCUAGUAACCCUGUCAUUGAGAGGAUCCUAUAUUUGAUGAGUAAGGAUACGAAGAUUGGAAUCGUGACUGCGGCUGGCUAUACAGAGGCCGAGAAAUACUAUGGGCGACUACAUGGGCUGCUCGACGCUGUGAAGGCGUCUACGAUACUUUCGCCUGCUCAGAAGCAAAAUCUCAUAAUAAUGGGUCAGUAUACUCCUGUCAAUGACCUUGCCGAAUCCUCCCUCCGAGAAUGCGUAGCCAACCUCUCCCUCCCCGCCACUAUUCUCCGCAAAGAGCGAGCCGUAGGCAUCAUCCCUUCUAUACCAGGCCAUAAAUUCGCGCGAGAAUCAUUAGAGGAAACGGUGUUGGUUGUGCAGAAAAAACUGGAGAUGAGUGCAGUAGGGCGGAUGUUGCCGUUUUGUGCCUUUAAUGGUGGGAAUGAUGUUUUUGUCGACAUUGGCGAUAAAAGUUGGGGAGUGCUGGUUUGCCAGGAGUAUUUUGGUGGGGUUAAGGGGGGGAGAAUUGGGGGCGAGAGGACGCUACAUGUUGGGGAUCAAUUUUUGAGUGCGGGGAGCAAUGAUUUCAAGGCCCGCGUGGUGGGGACAACGGCUUGGAUUGCGAGUCCUGGGGAGACGGUUGAAUUGUUAGACGAGUUGAGGGGGUUGAUUGAGGGGAGGGAGGUAGAUGGCGUGUAG